GGGAUGAGUUUCUGUCAUGGUGGGGACUAUUUCUAUAUAAUCGUCAGCGAGGUGCCCGUCUCUCCAUAAUCCUAUCAGUGACCACGUUUCUUUAAACGGCGACCUCUUCGUUCAUCUCGGUGUUUAUUAAGAGAAAGGCGAAAGAAACAAGUGAAACAAGAUGAUUUUGGUGCCUCUGGCCGUGGUAUUGUUCACGGCAUUCGUAAACGCUCAGCCAGCAAUAAAUGAAAUUCGGCCGCAAUCUAAUCGACCAGGAAGAUUCCUUUCUCUUCCUAUACCGCAGAAAUGUGCAAAUCGACCAAAGGAAUUCAACUAUAGAGGUCACCAUUAUUUCUACAGUGGACAUGUUCCAGCCCAUGCUAAUCAAAGGGUGGAUUGGUUAGAUGCAAGAAACAUUUGCAGAGAAUACUGUAUGGAUCUUAUAUCACUGGAGACUCAGGAUGAGAACAACUUAAUUUUCAGACUUAUUCAACAAAAUGAUGUUCCGUACAUUUGGACAUCCGGCCGGCUGUGCGAUUUCAAAGGUUGUGAAAAUCGCCGUGACCUCGAGCCCAAAGCUCUCUAUGGAUGGUUCUGGUCCGCGAACAGGAAGAAGAUGGCGCCAACUCACCAGAAUCCCGAAGGUUGGAGCUUCAAUCCAUGGUCGCAAACCGGUCACAAGAAAGCCAGACAACCGGACAAUGCUGAGUUCGACAUAAAUGGCACCAACGAAUCUUGCAUGUCUGUCCUUAAUAACGUGUACAAAGAUGGAAUUAGCUGGCACGAUGUAGCCUGCUAUCAUCAGAAACCAUUCGUCUGCGAGGAUUCUGAAGAACUUUUGAAUUAUGUUGCCAGCACCAAUCCUGGCUUACGUCUCUAAAGACAUAGUAGAUAAAUAAUCUGCGUCAUCGGCACUUGUCCUAUCUGUUUCUAUUGCAGUUCAGACGAGAUGCGAGUCAAAUAAGAAAACAAGAAAAAGAAAAACACUGAUCUAAAUUUGUUCCUAUUAUUUAAAUGUAAAUUGGUUCCUUAAAAUUAUUAAGUGCAGAAAAGAGAAUAAAAUUAUAUUCCUAAUAUCUAAAAAGAAAAAAGAAAAGAACAUUAUGAGAUACCUGUAAUAAAACUAUUCAUUAAUUGGUUUUAUUGGAACGUGUCUCGUCGCUGCACUCUACCUGCACUCAUUUUUAAAAA
Messenger RNA from Osmia lignaria (orchard mason bee), 1170 nucleotides. It is a transcript of the gene slf, whose product is annotated as C-type lectin domain-containing protein slf. Lineage: Eukaryota; Metazoa; Arthropoda; Insecta; Hymenoptera; Megachilidae. The record is from RefSeq and is a predicted model, not a curated record.